This is a messenger RNA of Prunus mume (Japanese apricot), 552 nucleotides long. Its product is annotated as putative pectinesterase/pectinesterase inhibitor 26. NCBI's taxonomy places the organism in Eukaryota, Viridiplantae, Streptophyta, Magnoliopsida, Rosales, Rosaceae. The record is from RefSeq and is a predicted model, not a curated record. Gene Ontology annotation, molecular function: enzyme inhibitor activity.
AUGGAGCUCAUCAACAGCCGGGUCUUCCUCCUCGUCCUCCUUGUCCUCCUCAUAUCCAUCUCUUCCGGUCAAGUCUCAUCACGCCCAACCCCGCAGGCAGAUGCGGCUGUUGAAAAAAUCUGUGCCAAGACUGCUAACUCUGCUCUUUGCUCCAGCACCGUCCUUCCUAACCUACGCGUCAAUGCCGACCCUACCAACGUCCUUCAAAUAGAGAUGAAGGCAUGCUUGGACCUCACCAAAGAGGCCCUCGGCCAGUUGAAGAAGACGGCCAGCAAUCCCUCCACAUCGCCAGCAGAUGUGUCGUCGAUCGCAGUAUGCCAAGAAGUCUACGAAUCUGCCGUAGAUGACAUCAACGGUGCCAGUGAGGCCAUUGCCGCGCGCGACGUCGGCACUUUACAAACCAGGCUUAGCGGAGUGAUUACCUAUUUUGGUACUUGUGAUGAUGCUGUCGCCGAGUCUCCCGGCUUCAAGCUGCCUUUGAAGGAGGAAGAUGUUGUUACAUUGCAUAAGCUGGCAAGCAACUGCAUGGCCAUCUCCACAUUGCUCAAGUAG